Messenger RNA from Malania oleifera, 3419 nucleotides. RefSeq lists its product as uncharacterized. The coding region runs from base 806 to 3280 and encodes 824 amino acids. The transcript has 7 exons. NCBI's taxonomy places the organism in Eukaryota, Viridiplantae, Streptophyta, Magnoliopsida, Santalales, Ximeniaceae. The record is from RefSeq and is a predicted model, not a curated record.
CCAGCAUUCUCACCAUGAUGCCUAAGUCCAGAUUCCAAGGGCAGAUCUUGAAAAUAAAAAUGGAGAAAAAGGGUUUCAGCCAAGGAAGCAAUUUAAGGAUAGGUCAAGUCCUCCGGACCCCUGGAGACCCAGUUCCUUAGGUGGCUUCAUCAUGGGAGGCCAUGGGGGAGAGCUACCGGAUCAAUACAAGGUUUUAACCUUAAUGGUGCAUUGACACAGAUACUGUGGUCCAGUUAGCCUGAUGUGGUUCAUCAGAUACCAUUCAAAGAUAAUGGUUGAUUCAUUAGAGGAAUCCAGAACUUUUGCUCCCUAUCUGAAAAGUGAGAGGUGAGGACAAAGGUGGCAGGGGAGGAGAGAGAGAGAAAGAAAGAAAGAGAGAGAGAGAGAGAGAGAGAGAGAGAGAGAGAGAGAGAGAGUGAGUGAAGAAGAAGAGUUAAAAAUGGCAGUCUUUCACUGAAAACCAGGGAACGAUUUUCAUGAUUUGCUGCUUCUAUUCGGUUAAAGGACAUCUCUUUUUAACCGAUUUCAGCAGUGUCUCACACGUGUAAACGUCCAUGGUUUUGGCAUGCUCUGACCAUUUGUCUUGGUUAACCUCCAUAGCCCACAUAAGAACUCAAGCUUCUGCAGUUGGGGGUGGCAUUAUUACCAUGAGAUCUUCAUUGUAAUUCUGUAAAUUCCUUCUGGGCUUCUUCCGCCCCGCGCCCUCCACCCCCCUCCCCCCUCCCUCAAGAGGCUGCCUCCUCUGGUUUUGAGCUGGAAGAAGGUUUAACUCUGCGUUUCUGAGAAGAAUCAAAUUCUGUGAGUAAUGGAUGAAAGGGGGGUCUCAGGUUCACAUACCUUAAGCUCAGCAGACAACGGAGAUAGCUUAUACCCUAUGUAUUUUGGUGUUUCUUGUGCAUUUUUUGCCCUCGAACUUCUGUCGAGGCCUGAUGUGGAUGACAAGAAAUUCUCUGAAAUACGGGAUAAAAUGCUUCAAGGAAGUGCUCAACUCUUAGGAUUGCUUGUGUGGAGAGUUCAGAGAAAUGGAGCUGAUGGGGAAAAAUGUGAACUUCUCUGCAAGCUCGAGAAGGCUCAAAGAGAAGUUGAGGAGUUGAAGCACAGGAGACGGGAAGAUGCAAAAGCUAAUGAGAAAGUUGUGAGCAUCUUCGCUGCACAAGAACAAAUCUGGUUUAGUGAAAGGAAGAAACUCCGACAGCAUGUUGGAGUUCUUUUAAAUGAUUUAAGGAUUAUAGAGGCGAAGAAGGAUGAAGCUAUUUCUGAAUUCAGUGAGAAAUUACAGGAGAAGGAGGUUUUUAUACUGUCCAAGGAUAAGGGAUUGGAGGAAGAGGUGCAGAAGAGGAAGGAUAUGGAGGAAAAGCUAAAGAAGGCUGAAAUUGUUGCAGAGGAAUUGAGAGAAUGUGCUAAACGUGAAGCUCAAGAGCACGCUGCUGAGCUUUUGAAGCAUAAAACUGCCUUCAUUGAGCUAGUAUCAAACCAGCGGCAACUUGAAGCUGAAAUGGGUCGAGCACUCCGGCAAGCUGAAGCUGCAAGACAAGAGCUUGAUUCUGUCACUGAGCAAAAGGAGGAGUCGGUCUCAAUGGUCCAGAAACUAUCUGCGGAGAUUGUAAAGAUGCGAAAGGAUUUGGAACAAAAAGACAAAAUUUUGUCAGCCAUGCUUAGGAAAUCCAAAUUGGAUACAGCGGAAAAGCAAAUGCUUUUGAAGGAGGUAAAAUUAACCAAGGCUAGGAGGAAGCAAGCUGAGCUAGAAACUGAAAGAUGGAGGGCAGCAUCCGAGUCUAGACACGAGAGGCAUUCAUUGAGAAGCAUGUUGUCUAACCAUUCGAAUUCAAGAAUGGAGGCUCUUUCAGGAGCAAGAGGGAUGCAUUCUAUCACAACUGGGUCAUCACAAUUUGGAAGAACCAGAUCACAGCCAAAUGAUCUUCUUCUUGAGUAUUUGCAACCAGAAAUAAGAGCAAAUGAUUUUCCUUCCCUCACUGACCAGUACUCUCCAGAAGAAAAUGGUGAACUGGUGGUCACUGCAGAUGUAAAGCACUUAGAAGGUUGGGUUCGCUCAGAAGCAGAAAAGUAUACAGCUGUAGUUGAACAGAGGCAUCAGCAAGAAAUAGAUGCAUUUGCAGAGCAAAUGAGACUGAAGGAUGAGAAGUUAGAAGCUUUUCGUUGGCGGCUUCUGAGCAUGGAACUAGAAUCGAAGAGACUGAAGUUGCACAUUGAGGGGCUUAACCAUGAUAUGUCACAGAUGAGACAAGCAAACUUGAAAUUGGAAGCCUUGUUAUUGGACAGAGAAGCGGAAUUGAAGUCCUUGAAAGAGCAGCCUGCGUUGCAGUUAAGGCCUCUAAAUUGCUUAAGGACGAGUUUAAAUUCAUCUCCAAAUGAUCCAGAUGUAGAGCAUGAUACCAUGUGGUCCAAAGUCAAGAUUAUAAAGAGACAAUCAGGGGAGGAAGAGCCAGAAACAAAAACAACUUUGCUGGAAGGUUAUGAAGGCGGCAAGAGCGAGAAAGUAGAAGAAACCCCGAGUAAAAACCAGUCUAAAGAUAUCAUUUUGACUGUUCAAUCUCCUGAAAGAGAGUUCGAAGGACAGAAGGAUAUUGCAAUCGACCCCAUUCUCAGUCAAGAGUUGAGUACAGGCCGGCGGGAUAUUGAUAUUUUUGAGAAGACAGCAUCAGCCAGCCAGUGCUCAGGUACGAAAAAUAGAUCUUUAUGGAAGAUGGAUCUUCAUGCGCUUGGGGUUUCUUACAAGAUCAAAAGGUUGAAGCAGCAGCUUCUCAUGCUUGAGAGGUUGAAAGGAAAGCAAGAAAGCAGUGAAGUUGGGGAAAGUGAAGAUAAUGAGCAGUUUGGGAUAAAAGGUUUCCUUUUAUUAAUAUCUUUGCUGACUAGACAUGUUGGCAGAUACCAAUCCCUCCAAGGGAAGGCUGAUGAUCUCUGCAAGAGGAUGCAUGAGAGUAAUCUAGAAGUGAGCAGCAAGGAUUCUAAGGUUCAAAGAACAAAAGAGGAAACUAGAACAUUAGAGCACUUCCUAGAGGAAACAUUUCAGCUGCAGAGAUACAUAGUUGCGACUGGGCAGAAGUUAAUGGAAAUUGAACCCAAGAUUGUCCAUGGAUUUGUCGAGGUCACUGAAGAGCUUGAUGGGUCUGCCAGCUUCGACAUGAAGCAAUUUGCUGAUGUUGUCAGAAACCUCUUCAGGGAAGUUCAGAGGGGUCUUGAAGUCAGGAUAUCUCGAAUUAUUGGAGAUCUUGAAGGAACCUUGGCAUGUGAAGGGAUCACUCAAUUCCGAAGGUACUAAUGUGACUUAAAAAGAUUAAGAACAAGCUUAUUAAAAGUUUGGGGUUUAAUGUCGCUGCUGGCAGUUCCUAUAGCUGAAAUUGUAUACAAAUAUUUUCUUAGCUUUUCUUAAUGCAAUAGAAAUGUCUUGGAUUUGUUUC